This is a messenger RNA of Staurois parvus, 399 nucleotides long. The record is from the annotation of a GenBank genome assembly. Lineage: Eukaryota; Metazoa; Chordata; Amphibia; Anura; Ranidae.
GCUCAGGGAGCGCACGGCGCGGCGAUCGGCAGUGCGCUGUGUCCCUCGGACACAGCGGAUCACCGAUCACGGAAAGAGCCGAAGAUGUCGGUUCGGUCAUGUGAUCAGCUGUGUCCAAUCACAGCUGAUCACAUGGCACUGAUGAUCAGUGUAGCCCCAGCAGUGCCACCUGUCAGUGUCCAUCAGUGCCUUGUGUCGGUGCUCAUCAGUGCCACAUAUCAGUGCCUACCAAUGCACAUCGAUGCCACAUAUCAGUGCCCAUCUGAGCUGCCUUUCAGUGUCACCCAUCAGUGCCGUCUAUCAGUGCCGCCUAUCAGUGCUGUGUCAGUGUCGCCUAACAGUGCCAGUCAGUGCAGCCUUUCAGUGCCCAUCAGUGAUGCCCGUCAAUGCCCAUCAGUG